Molecule: messenger RNA, 756 nt
Organism: Didymosphaeria variabile
Lineage: Eukaryota; Fungi; Ascomycota; Dothideomycetes; Pleosporales; Didymosphaeriaceae
Exons: 1
Coding region: 1-756 (251 amino acids)
Biological process (GO): mitochondrial translational initiation; translation
Cellular component (GO): ribosome; mitochondrial small ribosomal subunit
Molecular function (GO): structural constituent of ribosome
Source: RefSeq, a predicted model, not a curated record
AUGGGCUCCCGCCAGCUUGGCGAGCUCCUGCUCCGCCCAACUUCGCUAUCACGCAUGUCCUGCACCCAAAACAUUCGAAGGGCAGCAGCACCAUCAUGGAACCGCAUGAUCACCACCUCGAAUAACAACCAAGCCGCGCAACCACAGCCCGAGGAGGUUGAUACGCACGACUCCUACGCGCCUCCGAAGCCCAAUGCCCCUUCACCAACCCAGAACCCGACGAGCGCCGAGCAAACCAGCGAGGCCAUCGAUAGCCUCUUUAGCUCCAUGCCCGCCUUUUCUCGCCAGUCGUCAUCCACAUACACCCGCACAUCGCAAGAACAAGCAGCUGAACGGGCCCGCAAUGUCUUCGGCAGCAACUUCAGCAACGCCAGGGAAGGCUCCGCUUUCCAGAGGCGCGGCCUCGACUUCGAAAGCAUGAGCAUGGAUGGCUUGCCGCUCAGUUUACCGAACCAGCCAUCGUCUGUUGCUCCGCUCGAGCCAGAGAAACAAAUCUUCCCGCGCUUGAAUCCUGCGUUCGGUCGUAGUGUUGAGCUGAAGCCGGAAACGGGCCGCGAUCUGGUGCGAGGAAUCAACAUGCUUGGAAGCCUGAUGGCGAGGAAUAAGGUGCGGGCGGACUUCAACAAGCAAAAGUUUCACGAGCGACCAGGUCUGAAGAGAAAGAGACUCAAGAGUCAGCGGUGGAGAGCGAGGUUCAAGCAGGGCUUCCAGGAUGUAACGGCGCGCGUAAGUGAGUUGACCAGGAAGGGAUGGUAA